UGUAUAUUUAUUCACCACAGACGGAUACCUCUAACCAUCUCUCAAACAUCAAAUAUAAAGUUAAAACCUGAUUCCUUUAACUUGUCUAAUGAUUGUCUCAAUUUAUCAUUGAUUCCAGCUGAUGUGAUUUAUAUUGGAUUUUCAAGUAUUAAUUAUAGUGGAACGAUAUCACGCACCUGAGGCCGUGUGUAAACACUGGAUGAUUGUGUAUUAACUUAUUACAUAGCUGAUCAAAUCUUGCUACUGACAUGGAUGGUUAAUUGUUUUAAAUAUUUAUAGGAUUUAGGGUUAACAUUGUUGAAAAAGAGAAUAAGUCAUGUUCAUUGGGAAAAGUAAUUAGCAUGAAACAAACUUAGAAGGAGAUCUCAAAUAACUUUAUUCUUAACUGGACGGAUUCUGGAUUCUGGAAAUGGGGUGUAAUUGUCUUCAAUGGAUUAAAUAUCGACAAGUGUAAUAACAGAACAAUCUGAGGCGGAACGUAACAAAAUACAAACGAAAUAUGAAGAACUGCGUUUACUGUCAGACAACAGCGAAGUCGCAGAGUCGUUCUAUAGAAUGAUACAGUAAAAGACAUUAAGUUAUCAGUAAACAUGAAUAAUUCCACUGUUAGUACAGAUGACGACGACAACCUUCCGACCUUUCCUGUUUAUGUGUAUAUCGUAUUUGGUACUGUCGGUGGUCUGAUUACAAUAUUCACAGUGCUUGGAAACCUCUUGACAGUGUUAUCCUACAUAAGGGACAACAAACUACAUUCAGUGUAUAACACGUAUAUAUUGAACUUAGCAGUAGCAGAUUUUAUUCUUGGAUUCGUGGUACUACCAAUUUAUAUGGUCUACGAGAUAGGACCAAGUUCUUUCUUUUUGGAUUACUACCUCUGCAAAGCGUUUUAUGUCAUAGAUUUUACAGUAUGUGUAGAAGGCGUGUUUAUGAUGAUUAUUAUAAGUUACGAUCGUCUGAUGCUUCUAAGAUGUGGUAUGUCAUAUAAUCAGAUCGAGACUAAAAGAAAAUGUUCAAUAGUGAUAGGGUUGUCGUGGGUAUUAGCCUUUCUGGUUUAUGGACCAUCUAUAAUAUUUUGGGACAUUUGGCAGGAUAAGGACGACAUUAAUGUACCAGGAAUGUGCGAUGUACAAUUUGCACACCAUUCUGUUUUUACAACAACAACUGCAUUCUUAGAAUUUUUCAUUCCUUUAAUUCUGCUCUCGGUUGUUGAUAUUUCCAUUAUAACUGAGCUACGAAAACGGACAAAAUUUCGUAUAACAUCAAUAUUCAGAAAGAGUUUUAGACGAAGCAGCAAGUCAAAAUCCGAAUCAACGAAAUCUAAAUCUUCUUUGAUAUCAAUCAAUGAAUCUAAGGUGGAUUCUGUAAAAAGCAAAGACUCAAAAAGGAAAGACAAAAAAUGUCAAACUGAUUAUCGAAAGCGUAGAGAGAAGAAAGCUAUGAAAUCGUUAGGUUUAUUGAUGGCAGUGUUUUUUAUCACGUGGGCACCCUAUACUAUUUAUACUAUCAUAAAAUCCGUGCGGAAAGGAGACAUCGAAUUGUUAAGUUAUGAAGCUUUAACGUGGUUUCUUUGGCUGAAGUCGGCUGUGAAUCCGUUGCUGUAUGCCUUUAAUAGUAAACGAUACAGACGGAACUUUAAGUUUUUCCUUUGCUGUUUCAAAUCACUUCCCAUUUUUAGGAAGAACGAAUUGUAAAUGAUAGGUGUACCAAAACGUGUAUGACUGCAAUCAUAAAGAUAAUAAAACAAGAUUUUUAUCGUUUAACUUUCAUCCACAAACGUGUGAUGUCGAUCGU
This is a messenger RNA of Mytilus trossulus (common blue mussel), 1791 nucleotides long. RefSeq names its product histamine H3 receptor-like. Gene Ontology annotation, molecular function: G protein-coupled serotonin receptor activity; G protein-coupled acetylcholine receptor activity. The transcript has 4 exons. Gene Ontology annotation, biological process: adenylate cyclase-inhibiting G protein-coupled acetylcholine receptor signaling pathway; G protein-coupled receptor signaling pathway, coupled to cyclic nucleotide second messenger; chemical synaptic transmission. Gene Ontology annotation, cellular component: synapse; plasma membrane; dendrite. NCBI's taxonomy places the organism in Eukaryota, Metazoa, Mollusca, Bivalvia, Mytilida, Mytilidae. The record is from RefSeq and is a predicted model, not a curated record. The coding region runs from base 591 to 1691 and encodes 366 amino acids.